Suillus plorans is the source of this 1175-nucleotide messenger RNA. RefSeq lists its product as uncharacterized. Bases 107 to 1135 code for a protein of 342 amino acids. The transcript has 8 exons. Lineage: Eukaryota; Fungi; Basidiomycota; Agaricomycetes; Boletales; Suillaceae. The record is from RefSeq and is a predicted model, not a curated record.
GCAUCUCACUCCAGUACCGUGACAGUGAACUGUCAGCAUUUGGCCUGGGUCAAAUAUUGCCUGUUGAAACUGGCCUCCCCCCUCCCCCCCCCCCCCCUAUGCAGCUAUGCUACCAUUCGCGCUGAAAGUUGUGUGGUUUGCACUGUCGUUCUCUGGUAUCUUUGCAUGCUGGAUUGUCCUGACAGUGUUCGCUCGCGCGAUCCAGAGCUAUUGGGGUCCAAUGUUAUACUGCAUCUUUGCAACGAUACUCCAGGGAAUUUUUUGCCUGGGCAUGAUAUAUAAUAUGAAUCCGUAUGAUAUGCCACCGGCUUUUUGCAAAGCUCAGACGUUCAUCAUAUACUAUUCUGCUCUCUCUGUGACUGGAGUAUGUGCCGCCUUCACGAUGGCGACGACACGCGCUGUGGUGUGGCCGUCUUCUGUUAUAAUGACUGCUUCUUCGACGUUGGUAUGGCGAAACCAAUAUCUCUUGCCCAUCGUCGUGUUUCCGCUCGGUGCACUUGGUGUUGCCAUUCCCGUCCUACUAUCCCUUCACGCCAUCCAACCCACAGAUGAUCUCCACUGCGACGCUACUCAUCCCAUAUGGGGACGAUUCUUAGGCUAUGCGGGCAUAUCCAUGAUCCUCACGAUUCCAUGUUUCUUCCUGUCUGCAGCAGCAGCCCACUACGUAUUCAAAGUGCACACGGUGCACCGAGAGCUUUUCAAGCUCACAGCUCCACCUUCGCAUUAUCUGUCAGCAGCUGAAAUUAGGGAGGUCAACAUCACUGAACCUUCCGAGCCAAAAAAUGUGCCUUUGCCGGCUAAACCCGACUCGGAUAUGGGUCUCAAGUCCGCGGACUUCAGGAAUAGAAACCAUUUGAUGGACGACCACUUGGCAAGGAGAGAUAUGAUGCCUCGUGUUGAUGAGAUGGAUAAUGCCGCGGCUAUGUCAAAUCAGGUUUAUUCCCCGCGGGCUGAAAGUUCUCCCUCUUCCUUAUCCACACCGACUCGGACUUGGCCAAAGCGCUUGUCGGAGACAUCGCAAUGGGACGAAUCUCAGAUACGCGACCAGCGAGCGUGCAUUGCCGUGCCCGAUGAAGAAUGUACGAUGACGCUUCCGUUAUCAAGUGAGUCGUUACCUGGCCUGGUACCCUGGUAGUCUUGCACCUGCGAUAUGGAGGCUCAUUCUUUUCCAAAUG